AUGGGCUGGAGUAUGAGCGCAGGUCAAGCAUUCCAGUGGGCUACGCAGUACUCCGACUUCAUGGAUCGGGUCAUCCCUGACUGUGGCUCGACCAAGACGUCGCUGCAUAAUUCAGUCUUCCUUGAGGUGUCAAGAGUGCUGUACUUAGCGCGAAAGGAGCUGCCUCGGCUGCCCUUCUACAGAGAGAAGGUGUAUAUGACCGCGCCGGCUUUGGGGUUCAAAGACCUGGAGGACUUCAUGGUGAACUUCUGGGAAGCUUGGGCCUGGGACAAGGCUGGUGAUGUCUCGGCUCAGGAGCCAUACAACGGCAACUUCGAUGCGGCUAUGAAGGGAAUCAAAGCUAAGACUCUUGUGCUGCCCUGCAAGACAGAUCUAUACCUUCCACCCGAAGACUCAGAGAUCGAAGUGCAAGAUAUGAGGCCAGGCGUCGGCGAACUCGCUGUGUUCCCAAUCAAUAUGGGGUCACUAGGCUGGAGGCCCGGGACAGUCGACAGAAGAUGCGAAGUGGCCUCAAGAGAAGCUGAGAUAUAUGUUCGACCGUAA
Molecule: messenger RNA, 543 nt
Organism: Fulvia fulva
Lineage: Eukaryota; Fungi; Ascomycota; Dothideomycetes; Mycosphaerellales; Mycosphaerellaceae
Exons: 5
Coding region: 1-543 (180 amino acids)
Biological process (GO): biosynthetic process
Molecular function (GO): acyltransferase activity, transferring groups other than amino-acyl groups
Source: RefSeq, a predicted model, not a curated record